AUGAAGGCAUUAAAUGGUUUCUUAGUUAUACUAGACUGUGAAGGAGAAGUAUUUUUCGCAACACACAACAUUGAAAGUUAUUUAGGAUUUCAUCAGAGCGACAUCGUCCACCAGAGCGUGUACGAGCUGGUCCACUCUGAGGACAGAGAGGAGCUCCAGCGGCAGCUCAUGUGGAACUCUCACCUCCUGCCCGACCAAGCCCAGCUCACCCUGCAGGAGGCGCUGCAGGCAGACCAGACGCCCCUCGAGAGGAACUUCACCGUUAGAUUCAGAUGCCUUUUAGAUAACACUUCAGGGUUUUUAAGGCUGGACGUGCGAGGGCGAAUCAAGGUGCUUCACGGGCAGAACCGCAAGACCGAGGACCCGCCCCUGGCUCUCUUCGCCGUCUGCACGCCCUUCGGCCCGCCCUCGCUCCUCGAACUCCCGCAGAAGGAAGUGAUGUACAAGUCGAAACACAAACUAGAUCUUGCCCUCGUCUCGAUGGACCAGAAGGGGAAGAUGCUCCUCGGUUACAGUGACCUCGAACUAGCCAAUAAGGGCGGUUAUGACCUCGUUCACUACGAUGACCUCGCCUAUGUUGCCUCAGCGCAUCAGGAACUUCUGAAGACGGGCGCCUCGGGCAUGAUCGCCUACCGCCUCCAGACCCGCGACGGCGCCUGGCAGUGGCUCCAGACGUCCUCGCGCCUCGUUUACAAAAAUUCCAAACCCGAUUUUAUCAUUUGCACGCACAGACCCCUCAUGGAGGAGGAGGGGCGCGACCUGCUGGGCAAGCGGACGAUGGACUUCAAGGUGUCGUACCUGGACCCCGGCCUCACGCAGUCCUACCUCUGCGACUCCGAGCUGCCGCAGCUCUACGCCUCCCGCAUGAGCCGCAAGUACAAGACGCAGCUGCGGGACUUCCUGACCACGUGCCGCUCCAAGAGGAGCUACACCAACCUCACCGACACGGCCUACAACAACUACAACAACGUGUACGGCGCCUCGGCCUACUCGGCGGACAACGGCCUGUACAUGCAGCAGAACCUGGGCAACCUGCAGUCGCUGUACCCCGCCAGCUACCUGCCCGCCGACAACCUGUUCCACUACCGCCAGCUGGGCACGUACUACCCCGAGUACAUGACGCACGGCUACGUGAGCAACGGCUACGUGGACCCGACGCGCUCGUGCCUCAGCUACGACACGACGGGGCUGGCCAAGACGGCGGCCGACCAGAAGCUGUACUGCGCCUCGCAGCUCGACGCCUCCAAGUACCAGUACAAGCCGGCCGACGCGUACUCGGCGGUCUACGGCAGCAACACGGUCCUGCCGUCGCUCGAGCACAAGUACAGCGACAUCCGCACGACGGACGCGCGGCGAGACGACCCGUCGGCGCUGGCGUCGCUCGGGGCGCUGGCGGGCACGCCGGGCACCACGACGCCCGUGGCCGUCAGCUCCGUGUCCACCACGGCCACGGCAGCCAACAAGGACGAGCCCAAGGACGGCGACGCGUACCCCAACAGCACGCGCCAGACCGUGCUCAUGUGGGGCUCGGCCGCCCACGAAUACGACAAGAAGUUCCCGGAGGCGCCGGCUACGUCAGCGGCGUCGCUGGAGCAGAGCCCGGGCCUCGGCAGCGUCGCCUGCAAGUGGGGCGCCUCCACGCCCGCGUCCACGCCCGGCGCGGGAAGCAGCGCCGGCGGCUCGCCCCACGGCGGCGGCGAGGGCGCGUCACCGCACGGUCGGCCGCCUCCCGCCGCCCACUCCGUCGCUACCUCUGCCGCCCACGUCGGCGCCGGCCCUGUGGCGCCCGCGGGUAAGGCUGCGUACGGCUACAGUGAGGGCGGCGAGCACCAUGGCGGAUCCCAGCUAUCCACAGAUCAGCAGGAACCCAAUCCUUUGCUGUCCAUCUCUGAGGUAACGAACACACUCCUCAACCACCAGGAUUAGACGAGGUGGUCAACUCUAAGCAGGGAUAAAGACGAGGAGGCGUCCGCCGCGGCGGCCUCGGCCAUCCGAGGCAGUCCUGAAGUGACUCCGGAGUCGCCAAUCCUCGCCUAAUUCCUGAUCCCGAAUCCGACAAAAGCUCAUCACUUCGAGGGACGAAUCCACGAAGAACUAGCUCAGCCAAGUUGUCAUUGCAAGUGGAGGAGGGAGUGCUUGCGUUGAAAGGAAAAGACGAAGAAAAUGUGAAGGGAGGUGCAGAGUGAGAAGAUAAAGGAAAAAAGGGGAAAACAGUGGAAAGAGAGAGGGAAACAUGGAAAGAGAGAGAGAUAGCGAAAAGAUGAAAAGUGAACAUGUACAAUAGAAGAGACAGUUUUCUUGUAGAGAAUAUUUCUUGUUUUAAAUGGAAUAACUUGAUGCUAUUCAAAAAUCAAUGAAAAAAAAUCCCCUUCAGUUAAGGAUGAAAAAUAUUUGCAUAUAAGUUUUUUCCCAUUGUAUUUUCUCAUGGAAAUAUUUACGCGUGAAGUACUAUUGGCUUUCGAGUUUUUAAAGUGACAAUUAAGAUCUUGAUUAUUAUUAGAAAGAUAAAAGCUGCUUUUUUCAUUUCUUUACUCGUCAUUACCAGUUUCAUUGAUGUAGUUGUUAGCAAUUCUAUAUUAGAGAGAGAGAGAGAGAGAAAGAGAGAGAAAGAUGAUUAUCUAGGAAAUCAAACAAAAGUAAAGAAAACCAAUGAUUGCUAAUUUAGUACUUAUAGGAAUUUUCAAAAGAAUAAAAUCGUUGCUGACACCCAUUCUUAAUGUGCUAAGGUUAACAUCAUUUCAGGUUAAAUCCACAUUAUAAAGUUAUAGGUUUGUAGAUUUUUGACAACUACAAAACACUAUAAUCGCCUUUAUUUUGAUAAACAUUCAAGAGACAAAAUUAGUGAUGAUAACAUUAUUAAUCUUAAUAAUGAUAAUGGUAAUCAUAAUUAUGAUAAUAGUAAUAAUAGUAAUAAUGAUACUUAUUACAGUCAUAAUGGCUGUAAUAUCGAUUGAUGAUGAUAAUCCAUAAAUGGGAAAAAGACCUUUUAAUAAAAGAAAUAUAUUUACUAAUUUUAGCUUCUGUACAAGUUGGAUUUUUUUAUUGUUAUUAUGAUUAUUUAAACAUAAGGGCAGGUCAGCAGCAUUCAGGGAUUUUAAAAAACGGGAAAUUUUAUUCGAAAAGAGUGAUAUUUUAAAUGUCAAAAAUAUAUAUAUUAAAAACACAUCUUUCCACAAAAGAUAAUAAUGUUAUGUAUUUUGGUACUGCAAAUAUUUUACCGUAUCGGAGAGGAAAAAAUACAGAAAAGAUGUCAUGUCAAUAUGGUCGCUUAGUGUUGAGGAAUCAAACGGAACAUCGACCUUCGAUGCCCAAUAUGUACAAAACAAUAACAUAAUUCAAGUAAAAGUUGUGUGUGAAGUUUUAUAAGAAUUAGAAAAAGUGAAAAUUACUUCCUCGAACUAUUCUGAAUGUGCCAGCGGAUUAGGAUAUUUGUUUUUAUUUAUUAUUAUCGUUGUUGUUGUUUUAACGAGUUCAUUAUUAUCCCUUUACAACGCUCUUAAACUAGCGAUUACGUACAGAUCUAGUCAAACCCUUAAGUAUAUUUUUAGUACAUGACUGGGAUUCAGAGGGAUAUGUAACGGGAGAAUACGUUAGUGCCUAUAAUGUGAAAAAAACAAAAGAAAAUCUUGUUUUUUUCUUGUGGAAAUAAUGAAGAAAAAUAUUGAUCAAUUUUAUUACAUUUAUUACAACAGUUCUUAAUGGAGGAAGUCUAUAACGAAUCCCAGUAUAAUAUUUGAAACGAAGUGGAUUUUUUUAGUACACAAGAGUUUGUGUAUUAAAUUCUAUAUAGCUGGCGGACGGACUCGAAAAAAAUAUAUAUACUUGAAAAAAAAAAAACUUCAUUCUAGUGAGAAUUAUUAUAUACAUGAGGCUUCGUUGUAAGUCUUUUGAUAUUCGCAAAUGCCUUGGGUUUCGAAUACUAGUGUUACGCCAGAGCCCUCUCUCGGGAGGCGCGGCCUCGUCAUAGGUUUGUGAUUUGUUUCGGUGUUGUCAUGAUUGGUCUUUAUUUUCUUUUUCAUCGUUUAAGGAGGAACUGUUCCUUGUGUUACUUUUUUGUUAUUGAAAGCUUUAUUGUUUUUCUUAAUUUUCA
Molecule: messenger RNA, 4090 nt
Organism: Penaeus chinensis
Lineage: Eukaryota; Metazoa; Arthropoda; Malacostraca; Decapoda; Penaeidae
Product: nuclear receptor coactivator 1-like
Exons: 9
Coding region: 1-1926 (641 amino acids)
Biological process (GO): regulation of transcription by RNA polymerase II
Cellular component (GO): aryl hydrocarbon receptor complex; nucleus
Molecular function (GO): transcription cis-regulatory region binding; nuclear receptor activity
Source: RefSeq, a predicted model, not a curated record